Molecule: messenger RNA, 243 nt
Organism: Aspergillus ochraceoroseus IBT 24754
Lineage: Eukaryota; Fungi; Ascomycota; Eurotiomycetes; Eurotiales; Aspergillaceae
Exons: 2
Coding region: 1-243 (80 amino acids)
Source: RefSeq, a predicted model, not a curated record
AUGCAGCACUGGUACACCAAAGCAAUUUCCGUUGAGGAACCAUGGCUUACUGCGUUUCCUGUUGAUCCAGGGUGGGUACAGACCGACCUUGGAAAUCGUGGAGCAGAAGAGUUUGGUUUGGAGAAGGCCGCUAUCACGAUUGAUGAGAGUGUACAAGGAUUAUUGAAGCUGAUUGAUACCUCCACUCUGAAGACUCACAGCGGGAAGAUGUGGCUGUAUGAUGGGAGAGAGGAACCUUGGUGA